Micromonas pusilla CCMP1545 is the source of this 1551-nucleotide messenger RNA. RefSeq names its product major facilitator superfamily. The transcript has a single exon. Lineage: Eukaryota; Viridiplantae; Chlorophyta; Mamiellophyceae; Mamiellales; Mamiellaceae. The coding region runs from base 1 to 1551 and encodes 516 amino acids. Gene Ontology annotation, molecular function: transmembrane transporter activity. Gene Ontology annotation, biological process: transmembrane transport. The record is from RefSeq and is a predicted model, not a curated record.
AUGACCGCGCGCGCGGCGCAGGCGGGGAUCGCCCGGGGAAGCACGGACUACCUCGUGGUGUUCGUGACGUACCUCGCCGCGGCGUCGUUACGAGCCGCGCGCCAGGGCGUCGCCGCGGUCAAGCCGGAGCUGCAAUCGGACGCCAACUUCACCGCGACCGCGCUCGACGCGAUGGACACCGUCUACCUGCUGUCCCUCGGCUCCGUCCUCAUCGUCAGCGGCGCGAUAGGGAAGAUGAAAGGCAACCUGUCGUGCGCGAUCGUCGGCCUGAGCCUCUCCGCGGCGUCGAUGGCGAUCACCGGGAUCCUUCUCCGCGCGAUGACGCCCGCGUCCGUCGCGGCGGCGACGACGCAGGUCGCGUUCGCGCACGGCCCGCUGCGCGCGAUCGACGGCUUCGCGCAGGCGCUCGCGAUCCCGAACGUCGUCGCCGUCGCGAGCGCGUUCGUCCACCCCGCGAAGAUGGGCGUCGUCCUGGGCGCGUGGAUGACGAGCGGCCCGGUCGGGGACGUCCUCGCCAUGCAGCUCGCGUCGUCGUUCGCCGAGGACGCGUCGGGGGGGCGCUGGACGUCGGUGUACUUCGUCGUCGCCGCCGCGGAGCUGACGGCCGCGCUGUCGCUGUACGCGUGCGUGGACGCGCGCGCGAGCCCGUCCAUCAGAGGCGAGGACGACGCGCUGCUCGGGAGAGGCGGCGGCGGCGGUCGCGGCGGUCGCGGCGGCGGCGGCGACGGCUUCGGCGAGGCGCUGCCGUUGCUCGGCGGCGUCGGCGUCGGCGGCGGCGUCGGCGUCGAGCGCUACGCGUCCAGGGUAAAAUCGGGAUGGACCGGCGCCGUCGCGUCGAUCGCCCGCGAUGUCCGCGAGGCGUGGGAUAUCCCCGGGCUGCGCGACUGGACGCUGUCGUGCGCGUUCGCGCGCACGCUCGUCCUCUCCGUGCUUCUCUGGAUGCCGUAUUACCUCUCGAAAACGUUGGGGUCGCAAGUCGUCGCCGACAACCUCGUGAACGUCUUCGCCGUCGCCAUCGCCGUCGGCAGCGUCCUCGCCGGACAGCUCAUGGACGUUCUCUACGGCAGAUACGCCCCCGCGUUCGCGUGCAUGUUCGUGUUGGGCGCGAGCCCGUUGCUGGCGUUGCCGCGGCUCGAGCACGCGACGACGACGUUCGCGUUGGUCCUGACGUCUCUCGGGCUCUUCGUCGCGGGCCCCGCGAACACGUUCUGGUCCGGCGUGUGCGUCGACCUCGCGGAGAGCGUUAACAAACCACGGCUGGUGAGCACGUGCGUGGGGGUCGUGGGCGGGGUGGGGAUCUUGGGGAGCGCGCUGGGGUGUUGGAUCGUCGGGAGGGUCGGGUCGGGGAGCUCGUCCGUCGCCGCCGCGGAGACGGAGGAGGCGGAGCUCGACGCCGGCGAGGGGUCCGCGUUUCGGGAUCGGUGGGACAACGCGUUUCUGUUGAUGUUCUUCGUGUGCCUGAAAGCGGCGCUGGCGCUGAGCAGGUUGUCGUACUGGCAGCUGAGGGGGGGGAUGGGAAAGCCGGCGGCGACGACGGACUCAAGGCGGUGA